Actinia tenebrosa (Australian red waratah sea anemone) is the source of this 2968-nucleotide messenger RNA. RefSeq names its product large neutral amino acids transporter small subunit 4. NCBI's taxonomy places the organism in Eukaryota, Metazoa, Cnidaria, Anthozoa, Actiniaria, Actiniidae. Gene Ontology annotation, biological process: transmembrane transport; neutral amino acid transport. Gene Ontology annotation, molecular function: neutral L-amino acid transmembrane transporter activity; L-amino acid transmembrane transporter activity. The record is from RefSeq and is a predicted model, not a curated record.
AGAAAGAAACUUUUUCUUACCAUUUGAUCGGCCGCUCGUUACUGAAUCGAAAACGUAUAUGUGAUGCUGGAUAUGGAAAAAGCGAUUCGGCAGAAAGAAUAUAAGUUAGGCUAUCUCUUUGAAGAGCAAGCAGUUUGUACAAAUUAUAAUAAUAUAUUAGUUAGACUUUCUGGUGGCUAUGGUCUUGUCAAACAAAAUAAGCAAUUUUCGACUAGGGAUAUUAUUUUUCGUAACGGUGAUAGAAAUGACCAUAUUUUCGUCUCCUUUGCUCGGAUGGUCUUCACUUGUGUUUGUCCUUAAAGGAGAAGGAGUCUAUUCACAUCUGUGUUCUGGUGAUGAUCUUAACACUAACAUCUCCAUCAUAACAACUGCGGGUCGGCCACGCUCCAAACAGCGUGACGGCCUGUGCGUUGAACAAGAAGAUCGUCUCAACCUUGCUCUCAGUCUCACUAUAAUAGUAGGUGCGGUAUACAUUUUAAUCUGUGGCUGGGCUAUUGAUAGGUUUGGAGUGAAGCCCAUGAAGAUAUUUUCCAGUGUCGUGUAUGGAAUUUCCGCAGGACUGUUAACUAUUACUUCUUCCGAGAGGCCUGCUAUGCUCAUUCCAGCCCUUCUCGUGUUCGUUAUUGGUCAAGUUGGGUUAUAUCUUUCAGCACUAAGGUCUAUAGUUCUAUACGGCAAGUGGCAGUCCUUCGUGAACAGUGUCUUCUGUUGUUCUUUUGGCUCCUCGGCUGUUCUUUUCCUGAUAUUCAAGGUUUUAUACGAAGAAGGCGUCUCAUAUCAAAUACUCUGCUACGGCUUGAUAUGCGCAAUAUUAAUCCUCCUUUUCAACUCCAUCGUAAUUUUCCCCAACCUCAAAAACGACGAGCAUAAUUCUGAUACCACAAAACCAACAGAAAAACAAGACAAGACAAAGGAGAAAUCUGAGAGUUCAAAUCGUCUUGUGCGGUCCGAUCGCCUGACAGCUUUGAAGGACCUCCUGGCUCACAUGAAGACUGGGGUGUUCAUUGGAACUUGUCUUUUUGUUGGGAUGUGUCGUCUCCGUCUCUGGUUUUUCUUAGCUUCAUUCCAGCAGUUUAUUAUGGCCCUUCCAAAAAUGGAUGAAAAAUCUGUGAAAUCAUAUGCAAACUAUUAUGGCUGGAUUCAGUUGAGCAGCGUUGCUAUUGGCCCAUUUGUCAGUGCCUUCAUCGCUGCUGGAGCUGAGUUGUGCAAGAGGUCUGGUACCUACAAGCACCAGGCCAUAACGGUAUUGACGUCAAAGGAAAAGCUUGCACUAGACUGUAAAUGUGAAGUGUUGGCGAUAGACGAUGUUUCUGCUACUGCUCGCGGGGGCGAAGUUCGAGGCUGCGCCUUCUAUUUCGCCUGCAGUGGAUUGGUGUUCAUUUUGAUCAACCUUCUAUUGGUUAUACCUCAUGCUCCAUUACAGAUAUUCUCAUUCAUUUUGAUAUUAUUAUUGAGAUGUUUCUACUCUGGUGCAUUCUCAAACCUCUUUCUCCUUAUAUUUCCAGUCAAGCAUUUUGGAAAGCUCUUUGGAAUAGGGAACUUUUCGUGUUCCCUGGUGCAAAUACUUCAGUACCCAGUUUUCAUCAUCCUGGAAAACUAUUUUCCUGGUAAAAUCCUUCAGUUAAACAUCGCUUUACUUAUUCUCUCCAUUCCAAUAGCUGUUGGAUUACCGUACUAUUUAUGGCAUUUAGGAAACACCAUAGGAAGCACGGCCAGAUCACGUAAAGUAUCUACACACGCUUGACAUACCAAGAUUUUCAUCGAGAAAGUUGUGUAUGAACGCCUAACAGUGGUUUGAUGUUAAUGGAUAAGGAAUACGCCAAAAGUUAAACUAGGAGUAUUACUCUAAUGGCCAUUCAUCAUCGAUAAAUCGUCCACUCAAGGCCUAGAUUCCUGUGCUCGAGAAAUUUUCUGCGGAAUCUGUCCCGCAACUAUUUUUGUGACGUCAUACAUCGAGAAUUAGGCCAAUAGCCCAGCGCACUGAUUCUAAGAAUAGCUUAAAGAUUCGGACAAACAUUGCAUUCUGUUUAAACGCUACGAGGAUUAUACGAACCGAUUUUAUUAAUUUUACUUACAAUAAUAGCCCAUGUAAACUAAGAUCCACUGCGAUCGGCUGUAAAAGUUAUCUGCUGAAAGUAAACUUGUAAGUUUGUUUGUCCGAGUUUCGCCUGUCUUCGUUUUUAUAACGUCACGGUUACGCUGCGCUAUUGUGAAGAUCCCAAACGAGAAUUUCUGGGGGAAAAAAUCGUUAUAAAGAAAUGAAAAGACUUGACAGGAAUUUCAGUUAGGAAUUGACCAUUUCUUUUGAAUGCAAUGAAACAAAAUUCUUGAUUAGGGAUUCUAUAGUUUCGUGAAUCAUUUAUAUUAUAGUGUGAAAGGAGAUAUUCAGCAAAUCAAACUACUUCUAUAACAAAAUAUCUUUUUAAUCAUAGAAUUUAUCAACUAAAUGUCAUAGUUCUGAACAAUUGUUAGUAAUUAAAUCUAUCGUAUUUGAAAAUAACUAAUAUUUUGAAUGAACUCAAAUGAGUAUACUAAAUCCUUUCUUCAAUGAUCAACAUAUGGAUACAUCUCAUAAUGGUUUCAUUUAACCGAUGUAGUAAUCUGAUUUUGUCAACACUGAUUCCAUUGACAUCAUCUAUCCUUGCCAACCAUAUAAUAAUGACUAAUAAUGGGUUAAAAUGAAAUUCCCUUUGGAACUGUUUCUCAAAUGUAUGUUUAGGAAUAACAAGAAUAAAAAAAUCCUCCAUAUUCCUGAUUUACUAAGAAAACGAAAAAAUGUCAUGGAAUAUAGAAACUUUCUUGUAAUCAUGAAACGUUGUUCUGGAAGAAUGAAACAAGAUGAACCCUUCUCAUCUUAGUUUGCUAGUAUGAACUGAACAUAACGACAGGUUAAAUGUAACGUAAUGUAACAAAUGAUGGUUAGUGUUAAUAAACAGCCAUUGGUGCAAUACUGCACUUCUCUCUGCAA